CCCCGAUUACGCCACUGCCAGGGCUCCUGUUUAUUGGUUUAUCAUCUAGCCAGGGCUCCAGCCUGUUCGUUUAUAGAUUUUGGCGCGAUUCAGACCCCUCACUACGAUAUAGACACUCGACUCUGAAACAUGGGUAAGUGUAAAUUUAAUGAUAAAUGGCUCGAGAAGGACGAGUAUGACUGGUUAAGGUCGGUGCCUGGUAGCGCCUAUGAAGCUCGGUGCACUGUGUGUAAAAAAACCUUCAAACUUGGGACAAUGGGGAUCGGAGCGGUGGAAUCCCAUGUCCAGAGCCAGAAACACAAAGCUUACUCAAAAGCACGCCUGCAGCCUACAAUUACUAGCUUCUGCUCCACCGCUAGCAAUGAUGUAAUUGACAACGCUAGUGUUGCAACAGGAAAUCCACAGCCUGUUACAAGCAUGCCAUCUGACCGCGCAAUUUGUGGCUCUACGCCAACACUGCGAGCAGAGGUGAUUUGGGUGAUGAGGACCGUGACAAGCCACCAUUCCUGCAGGUCCAAUGACGGAAUUGAUGACUUGUUUAAAGCGAUGUUCCCAGAUUCUGCCCUUGUACAGUCUUUUACAUGCGGGAAAGACAAGACCAGAUACGUUGCCAAAUUUGGAUUGGCGCCGUAUAUAAAAAAAGAGCUCGUCAAUGAAGUUCAAAAAUGCGGUGCGUUUGUUGUCAUGUUCGAUGAGACACUGAACCAGACAACCAAAACCAAACAAAUGGACUUGCAUGUGCGUUAUUGGUUAAAUGACCAUGUCCAGUCUAGGUUCUACGGAUCACAGUUCAUGGGCCACGCAACUGCCAAGGACCUACUUCAGCAUUUCAAAGAGUGUGUGCAGCAGCUUGACCUGAGACAUUUGGUUUCUAUCUCAAUGGAUGGACCAAAUGUCAAUUGGAAGUUUUUCUCAAUGCUCCAACAGGAGCAUGCAGAUACAUUUGGAGGUGCCCAGCUGAUUGUGGUGGGGAGCUGUGGGCUUCACACACUCCACAAUGCCUUUAAAAGUGGCUUCAGUGUCUGGCAGAUGGAGAAAGUGCUCAGGGCAUUGCAUACACUCUUGCACAAUACCCCUGCUAGAAGAGAAGAUUUCUGCUCUUUGACCAAGUCAUCUGUGUUUCCCCUACCAUUCUGUGGGCAUCGCUGGAUCGAAAACCUACCCGUUGUCGACAGGGCUAUCACCAUAUGGCCAAUGAUGGUGAAGUAUGUGGAUGCAGUGACACAGAAAAAGCUUCCAAACCCUAGAACAUCCUCCUAUGACACCCUUGCAGAGGCACGGAAUGACCCUCUCAUAAUGGCCAAGCUGCACUUCUUUAUGGCUGUCUCUAGGACCUUCACCACAUUUCUGACUAAGUAUCAGACAGAUGAGCCGGUGAUUCCAUUCAUCGGUAAAGAUCUGGCUGUUCUCAUGAAGAGCCUACUGAAGAGGUUCAUCAAGGCAGAGAUCCUUAAUGACAUCACAGCACUGCAAAUGGUCAAACUGGACACAACUGCCAAGGAAGCAAGGGCUGGCCUAAAGGCUGUGGACAUUGGAUUAGGAGCAGAAGUAGUCCUAAAGGUGAUGUGAUUGUCCAACAAUUUGGAAAUUUCUUGUCUCUGGAGGCAAAACAUGAGUCAUUCUCCUCUUUCCAACCCAUGCGUACAAGACUGGACGUUUUCCUGCAUGGACUCCUCCAUCAAUCCUACCCUGAACUCUGGGCAUUCUGCAGGAAACUUCUGCUUCUCUCCCAUGGCCAAGCAACGGUUGAGAGGGGCUUUUCUGUAAACAAGGAGGUAGAGGCCGAUAACAUGAAGGAGGACACAGUGGUUGCUCAGAGGAUGAUCUGUGACUAUGUCUCUGUCUGUGGGGGGGUUCUCAAAGUACCUCUGACUAAGGAGCUUUUGGCAGCUGCAGCUUCAGCUAGGUCUCAGUAUCGGCUACACCUGGACCAGGAAAAGAGAAAGCAUGCGAGCAAUGCUCAAAGAGAAAAGAGAAAAGGUGCAGAAGACCACCUAGAGCAGCUCAAAACGAAGAAGAAGAUACUGAUUGAGGUAGCAAACAGCCUGGAAAAAGAUGCAGACAAGCUAGAAGAACAAGCUGAGGGUAAAUCAGGCACACUCAUGGCCCAGCUAAUCACCAAGUCAAACAUCCUCAGAAGAAGACACAAAGAAAAACUCACAGAACUCAAAGAGGUUGAGAAAGAGCUGGAAGAUAAAUCGGCAGAACUCAGGCAUAUGCCAUAAUGUCAAAUUAGGCAUUACCUCUUCCUUACCUUCUUUUUUCACUGUUUCAAGUGUUUAUGUUCAUUUGUGCACAUGUGCAUUGUUAUAAAUGGGUUAAGUACACUCUUUUGGGAAGGCUUUCUCAAGUGCCAGGUCAGUGUUUUGUUUAUUAUUAUUAUCUUUUGAUUUUGGUUGAUUCAAAGGAUGUCUGUCACACACACAUACACACACUCACACAAGUUAUGUUAAGUUAUAUUUUGCACUUCAAAAGCACUUGAAAUUGCCAUUUAUUUAUGUAGUUAUUGUAUUUAUUAUUUUGUUCGAAAGGAACAGUAUUUUUUAUUUAUUUACUUGAUUUUAUAAGCAUUUGUUUAUGGGACCUAAAUGCUCUGAAAAUAAUAAAUAUAAUU
Messenger RNA from Gadus chalcogrammus (walleye pollock), 2614 nucleotides. RefSeq lists its product as uncharacterized. Bases 130 to 1569 code for a protein of 479 amino acids. Lineage: Eukaryota; Metazoa; Chordata; Actinopteri; Gadiformes; Gadidae. The record is from RefSeq and is a predicted model, not a curated record. The transcript has 4 exons.